Cladophialophora immunda is the source of this 2071-nucleotide messenger RNA. RefSeq lists its product as uncharacterized. The record is from RefSeq and is a predicted model, not a curated record. NCBI's taxonomy places the organism in Eukaryota, Fungi, Ascomycota, Eurotiomycetes, Chaetothyriales, Herpotrichiellaceae. Gene Ontology annotation, molecular function: cysteine-type deubiquitinase activity; proteasome binding; protein binding. The transcript is spliced from 2 exons. Bases 124 to 1869 code for a protein of 581 amino acids. Gene Ontology annotation, biological process: protein deubiquitination; proteasome-mediated ubiquitin-dependent protein catabolic process; regulation of proteasomal protein catabolic process.
UGCAUAUUUCGCCGCCUUCUAACAAUUUCCAAGCAUUUGUUUUCCUCUACUUGUCCUCCCAUUCUCUUGCACAAGACUCCUCGUGUCACUCUUGUCCGUUGUCUCGCAGAACAGAUCAACACUAUGGCGACCAUUCCUGUUGUCAUCAAGCACCAGGGCAAGAAGUACAAUGUCGACCUCGACCCCUCGGCAAAUGGCGAGAUGCUCAAAUUCCAACUCUUCUCUCUCACCGGUGUCGAACCUGAGCGACAGUCCGUUCUGAUCAAGGGAGGAAAGCUAAAGGAUGACACCGAGCUAUCUAAGCUCAAUGCAAAACCUGGCCAGAUCUUCACAAUGCUCGGCACUGCUUCUGGCGAAAGUAGUGCAGUCACUGCUCCCGCGGAAAAGCCAAAAUUCGUCGAGGACAUGACUGAAGCUGAAGCUGCCGCUCAAGAAGGUGCCACUCCAGCUGGACUUCAGAAUCUCGGCAACACGUGCUAUUUGAACUCCACUCUGCAAGUUCUCCGGAGCAUACCUGAAAUGCAAGACUCGUUGAAGAUCUACAAGGCCGAUACGGGCGCGGGUACGAGUCUCCAAGAUCUCAGCCGACUCGGUCUUGGUGGACUCAGCUCCGCCAACGACCUGACUGCUCAGCUGCGAGAUCUAUACAAACACAUGUCGGAGACACAGGAAGGAUUUCCCCCCAUGAUGUUUUUGAACGCUCUGCGUAAUGUUUAUCCUCAGUUUGCCCAGAAAGCAAAGAACGGACAGGGCUACGCCCAGCAAGAUGCUGAGGAGGCUUGGUCACAAAUUGUUCACCAGUUGAGACAGAAGCUCAAGAUUACGGACAAAAGCACUCAAGAACAGAAAGACAUCGCAUUCAUUGAUCGAUACAUGGCCGGUUCUUUCCAUUCCUCGCUCGCACCUCCUCCAGAAGUUGGAGACAGCGAGCCUGUCGUGGAGUCUGAUGACCCUUUCCUGAAACUAGACUGUCAUAUUGACCAAUCGAUAAAUCAUCUUCGGGACGGCAUCCUCGCCGCUUUGACAGAAGAUAUCGAGAAACACUCACCAACACUUGAUCGGGAUGCAAAAUACAUCAAGACUUCCCGAAUCUCCCGGCUUCCUAAGUACCUGACGGUACACUUUGUGCGAUUCUUCUGGAGAAGAGACAUACAGAAGAAAACCAAAAUCAUGAGAAAAGUCACCUUUCCAGAAGAACUUGACAUCGUGGAGUUUUGCACAGAGGAUCUGAGGAAGCGACUGAUUCCGGUUCGUGACAAGGUUCGCGACAUCCGCAAGGACGAGCAGGACGUCGAGCGGGCCAGAAAGCGACAGAAGCUGGCUCACAAGCAGGAAGAAGAUCGAAAGCAUGAUGAAGCGAUGAAGGGUGUAGAGGCUGCUCCAAUUGCAAAGCUCCGCGAACAAAAGGAGAAGGAGGAAGGAAAGAAAAAGGAGCAAGAGGGUGGCGAAAUGGAUGUGUACAAGACGGAUGCAGAGUACGAGGCCGAACGAGCUGCAUCCAUCAAGCAAGCCAAGAAAGAACUGUUUACUCUCAUUGAUCCAGAGCUUGCAGCAGAUGAAGGGUCGAACAAAUCGGGCUUGUACGAGCUCAGGGGUGUCAUUACUCACCAAGGCGCAAGCGCUGACAGCGGCCACUACACCAGUUUUGUCAAGAAGCAAGGCAGGCUGGUAGACGAUCCCAAAGCACCUGGGGGCAAGCGCAGAGAAGAGGAUGGCAAAUGGUGGUGGUUCAACGACGACAAAGUCAGCGAGGUCGAGUCGGAUAGGAUCAUGACUCUUUCAGGUGGCGGCGAAAGCGCUUCUGCCCUGAUUUUGCUCUACCGAGCUAUUGACCUACCGACCAAGGAUGAGAUCGAGGAUGAGUCGUGAGCGUUUCGGACUCUUGACAUUUUCUGAUAAUGAGCAUCAGCAGCGUGUUGGGCUUAAAGACAACAGAGCAUACUUAGACAUAGACUGCCAGCGCCGAGAGACAUUGAACGAAUCACCGAGGACAUUCCCCUCCGUGGCACAAUAGUAUAGCACGAUCCGAAGACUGAUUCAUAAUUAUGCUUCUCAAGGCAGCGGAUGGCCC